Messenger RNA from Tachysurus fulvidraco (yellow catfish), 1566 nucleotides. It is a transcript of the gene prph2la, whose product is annotated as peripherin 2-like a. The record is from RefSeq and is a predicted model, not a curated record. Gene Ontology annotation, cellular component: membrane. Lineage: Eukaryota; Metazoa; Chordata; Actinopteri; Siluriformes; Bagridae. The transcript is spliced from 3 exons. Gene Ontology annotation, biological process: visual perception. The coding region runs from base 212 to 1303 and encodes 363 amino acids.
AUUAAUUUCUCACCACUCAGCAGCUUUGAAAAUUUUAAAAUGCCUCUUUGAUGGCAACUUAUAUAUCUGCUUAAUGUCCUCUGCAACAUUUCCUGAUAACAUUUUUUUCAGGAAGAAAAACUGAUUUUUAACUUCCCCAAUUGUUUCAUCUUUGAACACCCUACAAAAUAUAAUUCAGUCACUAACCUGAAGCCUAAGGAAGCUAACCAAUAUGGCUGUUCUACGAGUAAGAUUCACUAAAGCCCAGAGGGACAGGCUUGCCCAAGUGCUGUGGUUGCUGAAUUGGAUCUCGGUGGUGACGGGCCUCAUCCUGUUCAGUCUGGGACUUUUCCUAAAAGUGGAGAUCAACAAAAGAAGAGAGCUAAUGGCUAAGCAGGCAGUUCAUUCUGUACCAGAUAUGCUAAUUGCAGUGGGGCUGAUAGCCUGUGUGAUCAAUUUUGUUGGAGGAAAGAUCUGUUAUGACUGCGUAGACACCAACAAGUUCUUGCGCUGGAAGCUUUUGAUGCUCCCUUAUAUAAUUUGCACAUUCUUCUUCACCCUAUGUGUGCUGGUCGGCGCACUAAUGUGCUACACCAUGCAUGGGGAACUGAAGGAAUCCCUAGCACUGGGCCUACAAGAUGCUAUACGCUUCUAUAAAGAUACAGACACACCAGGCCGUUGCUUCCUUAAAAGCACUGUUGACCUGCUGCAGAUCCAGUUCCAAUGUUGCGGUAAUGCAGGCCACAGGGACUGGUUCCAGAUUCAGUGGAUUAGUACUCGCUACCUGGACAUGUCCAAGCGGGAAGUGGUGGACCGUUUACGCAGCAACGUGGAAGGAAAAUACCUGGUUGAUGGAGUACCUUUCAGUUGCUGUAACAUCAACUCACCUCGACCAUGCAUUCAGUAUCAGAUCACCAACAACUCAGCCCACUUUAACUACGAUUACCAGACAGAUGAGCUCAACUUGUGGAAUAAAGGUUGUCACAAGGCUUUGGUGGAAUACUUCACCUACAUAAUGCACUCAAUCGGCCUGAUUGUGCUUCUCAUUUGGCUUUUUGAGCUUUCUGUGCUGACUGGUGUCCGUUACUUGCAAACAGCCUUGGAGAAUGUCCUGCUUCAAGAAGACCCAGAGUCUGAAUCAGAAGGAUGGCUGCUGGAGAACAGCUUUGCAGAGACUGCACGCUCUAGCUUCAACAUCAUAAAAAACCUGGGCAAGGGGAAUCAGAUUGAGGCUGAAAAUGGGGACCCCAAUGUAAACAAGCCAUCAACAGCACACUAUGGUCCUGAUAAUGUACCUCCAAAGCAAAUACCUGUGGUCAGUUAACAUUAUCCCAGUGCAGCUCUUUACAUUUAUCCAAAACUUCAAUAUAAGUCCAAACAGCUUUAUUUAAGACUCACUUUCCAAAUCGUAUUUGAAACAGAGCAACUCAUCACCAGACUUGAUGCUUCAUAAGGAAUUUAUUUACUCUGAUCACACUUCAGUCAUACUGUCAGUGAUUUUGAGAAUGCCUCCACUUCCAUGAUUUCUUCUAUUUUGUAAAUUUUAGAUGCAGCUUUCAUAGCCUUAUCAUCCACAAGUGACGUAGA